Molecule: messenger RNA, 4855 nt
Organism: Lutra lutra (Eurasian river otter)
Lineage: Eukaryota; Metazoa; Chordata; Mammalia; Carnivora; Mustelidae
Gene: CCDC68
Product: coiled-coil domain containing 68
Exons: 14
Coding region: 453-1460 (335 amino acids)
Biological process (GO): intracellular signal transduction
Cellular component (GO): intracellular anatomical structure
Source: RefSeq, a predicted model, not a curated record
GAGGCCGGGAUCCCACGCUCGCUCAGCGCGCUCCAAGAUUUGACUUUCUGGACAUUGCACACAAAUGGGAUCAAACAAUAGAUGGUCUUUCGCAUCUGGCUCCCUUUGCCUAGCCUAGAACAAUGGUUUUGAGUUCAUUCAGGAUGUAGCAUGCAUGGAUCAGUAGCUGGUUCCUUUUUCUUGCUAACUGCUAUCCAUUCCAUUCUCUGGCUGGUCCACAUUUUGUUCACCAGCUGGUGGAUAUUUCUGCAUUUACAUUUAAGUGGUAAAAUGCAUAGUCACCUGAGAUUUAGCUGUCUGACACUGGAUGUCACCAUUGUGCUGUAGAAUGUAGUUGCAGAACAGGGAAGCCAGCUUUAAUGUGAUACAAACACCCUUGAACUUGUCCUAAAGACAAAGGCUUAAGUUUCAGCUCUGUUAGUUUUGCGGUGACAUUGGAGCCAGAAUUCACAAUGACAACAGUAACAAGGACCACAGAAGUCCCCCCAAGGGGUAAAAGAGAAGAUAAUUCUGCCUUGUAUGAGUCCACAUCAGCUCACGUUAUUGAAGAAACUGAAUAUGUGAAAAAGAUCCGAGCUACUCUGGAAAAGAUCCGAAACCAAGUUUUUAAAGAUGAAGUAGGACAUAAGCAUACAAAUGACAAACUAGAAACAAAGCACUGUCGAAACAUUGGAAAUGGCUCUGAUUCUGAAAUGGACCCCUCUUGUGGCCAUUUAGAUCUGCUCAUGGAAAGGAUGAAAGGAAAGGAAGAGCAGCUCUUAGAAAUGAACAAAGAAAAUGAAAUAUUGAAAAUCAAGCUGGAAGCCUCCAGACAAGCAGGAGCAGCAGCUCUGAGAAACAUGGCCCACAGGUUAUUUGAAAUCUACCAGACACAGUCUGAAGAAGUUAGAAAGAACCAUGAGGCUGGUAAACACUUACUGGAGGUUAACAAACUUGAAAAGGAACAGCAAUUGAAACAACAUGUUGAAAAUCUGAAUCAAAUUGCUGAAAAGCUUGAAGAAAAACAUAAGCAAAUCACAGAGCUGGAGAACCUUGUAGAGAGGAUGGAAAAGGAAAAGAAAACACUGCUAGAAAAAAAACUGUCUUUGGAAAACAAGCUGCUGCAACUGAAAUCCAAUGCUACGUAUGCUAAAAGUUGCCACAAUCUUCAAAUGGAGAUUUCCCUUCUCCAGGAGCAGAUCUCGCAUCUGCAGUUCGUGAUUCAUUCCCAACAUCAGAACCUGCGCGGUGUCAUCCAGGAGAUGGAAGGAUUAAAAAAUAACUUAAAAGAACAAGAUAAGAGAAUUGAAAACCUGAAGGAAAAAGUUAACAUCCUUGAAGCCCAGAAUAAAGAACUAAAAACCAAAGUGGCCCUUUGGUCUGAAACGCCUAGGACAACUGUAUCUAAGUCUGUCUCUACAAGCGAAUUGGAGACUGUCGACAUGACGCCCUAUGUGAUGUUGAUUAAGCUCCGGAAAUGAGCUGACUGGCUGAAGAUCUGAAUGAGAAAGAUUGCUUACGUGAGUCUUAUUUAUUCCUUGAAACAGAGCGUAAACUUUCAUGUUGAAAUGGCUCACUUCCAGCAUUCAGUGGAAUUUACUAUACAUCAACAGCUUUGCAGGAAGAUGACAUUCCAGAAAAUCAAGCAAAUGUAUAUUCAAGGGAAGGAACUCUUUCUUCAAAACUUACUAAAUGGGUGAAGACACCAGGGGCUUUCGAUGGAAGAGGAAUUUUGCUUUAAACUUAAAAAAAGAUCUGAAUCUUUCUUGCAGAUUUUUGCUGAAGGGAGUGGUUUAAGGUUGUCAACGAUGACUUUCUGAUAGUGGUUUUUAUGUAUAAAAAUGGAAGAGUAUAUGUGUGUUUGAGUAAAUGAUACAUUUUAAAGUUAGCUUUGGAUAAUAAAAUUUCUCAACAUGAAUUUAUAAAUUCAUCUCCUGACCCAGUGUUCAUGGGAGAGUUACUCUCUACUGCAUUAUGGACAGGAGAAGGAGUAGGUUCUUUUUAGCGAAUUCCCCAACCCACAUAACCCUCCAAAGCUGAGAAUCAUGGCAUCCCACCACACCUUAGAAAGCCAUUGUUCUUCAAUUGGGAUUGAAAAUUGGUUGCUGGAGACAACCCACAAAUAAGUACAAAGAAAUGGAGCUUGAGACUCUGGCUUCGUGACUAAUUUUCUUUUCAAGAUUCAUUAUAUUAUCUACGCAAAUAUUUGGAGGGAAGAAUAGAAACACAAUGCUGUCAGCUCAUACCUCCAUAAAAAUGUGUAUGUUCUGGGUUUAGAGUAACAGUGGCUCCUGUCUGCAGCCAGGAAGAUGCUGAAUUCAUGAAUUGGAAUUAAAUGUCCAGUGCUUUUGUGAAAGUGUAUUUACAUUUUGAUACAGGCAUUCAUCACAGGUGAAGUUUGUAAUUGCUAUGAGGAAAACCAGACUCUGAUUUGCAGAAAUGCAAAAAUGCUGACACUCAGAAGAGAAAACCCUUGAACUAAAGGAAUAAUGGGCAGCCUUAGCCCCCACUGAAGGGUGAAUGACUUGUAAGCCUUUUGAUCAUCCUUUCAGACAUAUGUCUGUAAACAUUUUCUCAGGGAAGAUGCUGGAAGCCUUUCAAUGUAGAAUGUGAAAUAGCAGUAUUAUCUAUGAAAUAUUUAAAAAUACAUACAAGUGAGAUAAAGUAAUGUAUUUAUAAAUUCAUCAAAGUACUGUAAUCCUUGAAAUGUUGCAUUACUAUAUGUGUGCAAUUCAUGCUUCACGUUUUCAUUGCUUGCUGGUUUUUCAGGUGUAGUUAUUAAGUAACAUUUAUGGCACAGUUCUUAUACCAGGAACAAUUCUAAGUACUUAACCUGUCUUAAUUACUCCAAUCUUCCCAACAGGCCUCAUAUUAUUACCCCAUCUUCCAAGGGUGGAUCGUGUGAGGUCCAGGACUUUUCCCUGCUGCUAAUGAUGGAGCAAGGAUUUGGACCUCUGACCUGGCUAUCAGUAGUCCUUCUAGCUGCCCACAAUGUGGUCCAAGGUAUUGCCACACAAUGGAAAUACCUCUCUUUUUGCUACUUUUAACAAGCACAGCUUCCUUGUUCGCUGUAUGCAUUAUCCCAUGAAUGACAGUCAGAAACAACCUUGACUCAUAAAGUAAAUAUUUUGCUGCAUUUAAGUUGGCCUUUCACCUGUUGGAUUGCCCUCAUGAGAACUUAGUUCAGAAAAAUGUCCCUGCUAAAAAUCUUCUAAUUCUAUAUUUAUCAUCAUGACCUAUGCCACAUGGAAGAUUUUUUGGUAGUGUGUUUUCAGGCACAUUUGUAGGGGCAUUGGGGUCAUGAACUCUGUCAAGUAUUUGUGGUAUGGUAAGCAAAUUCACCUUUCACCUGAAGACCACUUUGGGUUCCUUUUAUACUCUAAUCACCAUGCUGGAUGGUAAUAAAUAUGAGAGUUUGGAAUGGAUCCAUAUGACUGACCUAACAACUAGAAUGAUUCUCAUUAGAAUAAUGUAUUCUAGAGUCAAAAAUGGGAAGACACUGUUGGAUUUAAUUUAGGUUUAACUCUGCUCACUUUUGAACAUGGGAGUACAGUUGGAUGUGAUAGGACUGGUCAUGGGUUCUCCAUGUUCACCCUGGAAUGGUCUUUGGAUUUCCUAAGAAUAAGAACAAACAGUUUCAGAAGCUUAAAAAAUGUCUGGACUCUUCAAAUACAAAAGUAUCUUUUUAGUAACAUCAGCAGUAUCAUUUAUUUGUCAUACGUGGAUUAUGUCCUAUAUCUUUAUUGUUUUAGUCGUUAUCAUUUGGAAUGUUUUUUGAAUACAUAUUUCUGAGCAAUAAAACAAAUGAUCACAGUGGGGAAUAAAAAACAUUAACCUAAAAGUAGUACCACACAAGAUAUACAGGAAAAGGAACACCAGUUCAGUUGUAGUCUAAAUAAUUGUACUAAUAAUUACACUAAUCUAUUUAUUAAAUAAGAAGGUCUGGGGUGGACCUGGAAGUGAAUACAGGAAGGUGGGAGAUAAAAAGAAACUUAGUUCCCUUUGAUUAUAUAUUGUUACAAAUUAUCAUUAAGAAAUGUUUAAGCAACAACAAAAAGAAAUGUCUAAACAAUUGGUAUAAUACAUAUAUCUUUUGAAUAAUUGCUUAUGGUAUGCCUUACAUAUGGUAAAGAAAUUGAUACCAUAUUUUUCUUAUUUCUUUUUACAUUAAAACUAUUAUGCAUAAGUGGAUUAAGUCAUUUUUAUUUGAUUGUUCAUGACAUUACAACCCCUCAUAAAUGAAUUGUUUUUGCCAAUGAAUAGAUGAAAUUUAGAUAGCUCCCUGAAUUUUUCUCUUGAUUUUCCCUGGAUCCAAAUUGAUGGAAAAAGUAAUCUAUUAAGUUUUUAUUCUGAAUCUGAAAAAAUAGCAGCAUUAUUAUAAAAUUACACACACUCGUCAAACAUUUUCUUAUUUCUUUAUUUUGAAAAUCUUCACCUCUCCUCUGAGCUGGGAAUAAUUAUAGAAUCCUCAUCAAUAUUGAAGUAGGGACCCAGUCCAUCAAGAACUGAAAAUUCCCAGGGCACCUGGGUGGCUCAGUGGGUUAAAGCCUCUUCCUUCGGCUCGGGUCAUGAUCUCAGGGUCCUGGGAUAGAGCCCCACAUCGGGCUCUCUGCUCAGCAGGGAGCCUGCUUCCUCCUCUCUCUCUCUCUGCCUCCCUCUCUGCCUACUUGUGAUCUCUAUCUGUCAAAUAAAUACAUAAAAUCUUUAAAAAAAAAAAAAAGGACUGAAAAUUCCUUCAACUAAUGUCAUCAUUAUCAUUCUCCUCACUUCCUCCCUUUUUUACUUCCUCACUUCAUUAAUUUUUUUAGUGGGAAAUACUAAAGAUGCAAUAAAUAUUUAAAUAAUCAUAUCUAAUUGCUUUGUUAUUAUUAAAAUA